AUGACAACAGACAAUACAAGAGAACAUUCUAUUGUACUUGAACUUGGUCUUUUGGCUCUUCUACAAGCACAUGAUGUUGUCGCACAUGAAGUCUAUAGUGAUGAUGCUAUACGUAUUACACCAUCAUAUAUUGGAAAUAAUACAAUAGCACCAGAUUCUGGUCUUGAUAAUGAUUAUGGUGGUCACAAUGGUAGUGGAUUGAAUGAAUGUGCUGAUGAUAGAUUAAAUGAUUUACCAUGUGAUGUAACACGUGUACGACUUGUUCAAUUUCAACGUAAUACUGAUGAACCACUGGUAAUCUAUCAAGAUAAAAAAA
This is a messenger RNA of Rotaria sordida, 316 nucleotides long. NCBI's taxonomy places the organism in Eukaryota, Metazoa, Rotifera, Eurotatoria, Philodinida, Philodinidae. The record is from the annotation of a GenBank genome assembly.